Messenger RNA from Rosa rugosa (rugosa rose), 760 nucleotides. RefSeq names its product major allergen Pru av 1-like. The transcript is spliced from 2 exons. NCBI's taxonomy places the organism in Eukaryota, Viridiplantae, Streptophyta, Magnoliopsida, Rosales, Rosaceae. Gene Ontology annotation, biological process: defense response; abscisic acid-activated signaling pathway. The record is from RefSeq and is a predicted model, not a curated record. Bases 167 to 640 code for a protein of 157 amino acids. Gene Ontology annotation, molecular function: abscisic acid binding; protein phosphatase inhibitor activity; signaling receptor activity. Gene Ontology annotation, cellular component: cytoplasm; nucleus.
UACCAAUUAAACAAUUUGGAAAUUGUAAUGUAAACCUUCAUCCUCAACCCUAUAAACACCCAUUUGCUACUCCUCACUUCUUCACACCCAAAAUCUCCCACUGCAACAUCAUCAAUCUCAGUGAUCUUCCCCUUCGUUUUCUCAGUUUCCGAAUACUUAAUUAAUCAUGGGUGUCUUCAAGUACGAGUACGAGUUUACCUCUGUCAUCCCCCCAGCUAGGUUGUUCAAGGCUUUCGUUCUCGAUGCUGACAAUCUCAUCCCCAAGAUUGCCCCACAGGCAGUUAAGUCCUUUGAGAUCCUUGAAGGAGAUGGUGGUGCUGGAACCAUCAAGAAGAUCACCUUCGGCGAAGGUAGCACUUACAGCUAUGUGAAGCAAAGAAUUGAUAGCAUGGACAAGGAGAACUUUGCCUACAGCUACAGUCUGAUUGAGGGAACUCCCGACUCAAUUGAGAAGAUCUGCUACGAGACUAAGUUGGUGGCAUCCGGCAGUGGUACCAUCAUCAAGAGCACCAGUGAAUACCAUGUCAAGGGUGAUGUUGAGAUCAAGGAAGAGCACAUCAAGGCCCGGAAAGAGAAGGCUUCUCACCUCCACAAGGCCAUUGAGAACUACCUCUUGGAGCACCAUGAUGCCUACAACUAAGUUUGGUUGGUGGUCUAGAUCUGCUGUGAUGGGUUUAAGUCGCUCUCUUGUGACUUCAAAUAAUGGUGUGGUUUUCAUAGUUUUUUUUAUGGUUUUGUUUUUGCUUAGUGACGGCUCAAG